UGCCAUGCCAAAGGGUGCCAUGGACUCUUCGUCGUCAGAGAGGUGCCUGCCUGCGUCGUCGUCUUCGUUUUGGUCUUGCCUGUUCGUCUUCCUUCCGGUCUUGCCGUUCCCGUCCCUCCGUCAGAGGCAGAGGCAGCCAGGCUCAGGCAGACACAAGCAGCCAGCCAACCAGUUCGUCGCUGCUGUGCCGUGCCUGCGUACCGCCGCCGCUGCUGCAAUCUUCCCCGUCCAUCCUUUCCCUCCCUUCCACUCUCUCUCUCUCUCUCUCUCUCUCUGGCUCGCGUUGGAAUCGGAAUCGGAAUCGGAACGGAGCGGCUGUCGUGUGUCGUCUGCCCCUUCGUCCCCUCUUCGACACCCCACCCCACCCCACCCCAGUGCUAGCUAGCUAGUAGCUCCCCUCCCCUCGCCUGUGGGCUGCAAGGGAGGGCGUGGUUUGCUGGAUUCGCGGAUCGAUAGCAGAGAUCAAUCAAUCCAUGGCGCGGACCAACUGGGAGGCCGAUAAGAUGCUCGACGUCUACAUCUAUGACUACCUGGUGAAGCGCAACCUGCAGGCCACCGCCAAGGCCUUCAUCGCCGAGGGCAAGGUCGCCACCGACCCCGUCGCCAUCGACGCCCCCGGCGGCUUCCUCUUCGAGUGGUGGUCCAUCUUCUGGGACAUCUUCCAUUCAUCCACCGCCAAAGCCUCCUCCACAUCCAACGCUUCUGCUGCUGCUGCCGCCGCCGCCACCGCCGCCUUCAUCGAUCACACCGCCAAGCAACAACAGCCCGCUGGGGCCGGGGCCCCUCCUCCUCACCCCCUUCACGAUAUCAACAACAACAAGUCCAGAGAGCACCAGAUGAGGCUCCAGUUGCUGCACCAGCACAACCCCCAUCUCCAAACUACAAGAGAUGCUCCUCCUUCCGCCUCUAUCAAUGCCCUCAGCUCUGAUGUCUCCGCUGUCCUCGCUUCCAAAAUGAUGCAAGACCGAAUCAGGAACCCCAACCCUAUCGACUCCGACGCCUCACAGCAUCUACUAGACGCAAACAGGAUUGCCCUUCUAAAGUCACCACCACCUAGCCACACUGGGCCUAUGCCUAUGCAACAGCAGCAGCAGCUUCAUCAUCCAAGAAACCAGCAACUUGACAUCAAGCCCGAUGUUGCUAUGCCACAAAGAACGAUGCCUGCGGACCCUUCUUCCUUGUAUGCAGCAGGGAUGAUGCACCCAAAACCUGCAUUACUUGCUGCUGGACUAAAUCAAGGUGUUGUUGGGAGUGUGCCACUUAAAGGCUGGCCUCUAACGGUCCCAGGUAUCGACCAACUCCGGUCCAAUUUAGGUGGGCAGAAACAAUUGGUGCCAUCUUCGAACCAGUUCCAACUUUUAUCGCCACAACAACAGUUAGUUGCUCAGGCACAAACACAGAAUGACCUUACCAGAAUGGGUUCUCCAGCACCAUCUGCUUCACCGAAUGUUCGAUCAGAUGAUCCGGAUUAUUUGAUGAAGUUGAAGAUGGCCCAGAUGCAGCAGUCCUCAGGCCACAGGCCUAUGGAAUUGCAACAGCCGCAUCAGCAGAACACUAGAAAGCGGAAGCCAACUUCUUCUGGAGCAGCUAAUAGUACUGGCACGGGAAAUACUGUUGGGCCUUCUCCUCCAUCAACACCAUCCACUCAUACCCCUGGUGGUGGAGUACCAGUGGCUAGCAAUGUUAAUAUUUUACAGAAGAGUUCAAUGAUUUGUGGCAUGGAUGCAACUGGUGGAGUUGCCUCAUCCUCAAACCAGAUGGAUGCUUUGGAUAGUUUUGUUGAUUUUGAUGAAAAUGUCGACUCAUUUUUGUCGAAUGAUGAUGGAGACGGAAGAGACAUGUUUGCAGCACUUGAAAAAGGGUCUUCAGAGCACAAUACAGAGUCCUUAAAGGGUCUCUCUUUGAGUGAAAUUGGUAACAACCGUACAAGUAACAACAAGGUUGUUUGCUGUCACUUCUCUUCAGAUGGAAAGUUACUAGCUAGUGCCGGCCACGAGAAGAAGGUCUUCCUCUGGAAUAUGGAUAAUUUUAAGAUGGAUACCAAAAUAGAAGACCAUACAAACUUUAUCACAGACAUAAGAUUCAGAACAAAUUCAACUCAGUUGGCUACAUCAUCUUCUGAUGGAACUGUUCGACUUUGGAAUGCUGCUGAUGAAAGUGGCGCUUUACAAACUUUUCAUGGGCAUAGGUCGCAUGUAACAUCAGUAGAUUUUCACCCAAGAUUGACAGAGGUUCUUUGCUCUUACGAUGACAACGGAGAAAUUAUCUUCUGGACAGUUGGUCAGACUACAUCUACUCAUGUUUUGCGGGUGAAGCAGGGUGGCACUGGAAGAGUCAGGUUUCAACCUCGAAGUGGGCAGCUCCUCGCUGUGGCAGCUGGAAGCAUGGUGAACAUUUUUGAUGUUGAAAAGCAAGCCAGCUUACCCUGUCCGCCAAAGGGUCACAAUAGUGAGGUAAACUGUGUGUGCUGGGAUGAAAAUGGUGAAUAUCUGGCAUCUGUAAGUCAGGACACUGUGAAAGUGUGGUCAGUAUCGUCGGGCGUGUGCAUGCAUGAGUUAAGAUCCAAUGGAAACCAAUAUCAGUCAUGCACAUUCCAUCCUAGAUGCCCGAAAGUGUUGAUUGUUGGCGGUUAUCAGACGCUGGAGCUGUGGAGCUUAUCAGAUAACCAGAGAAUCCCAAUCCAGGCGCACGAAGGGCUGAUAGCUGCACUGGCACACUCCCCGUUCACUGGAAUGAUUGCCUCUGCCAGUCAUGACAGAUGUGUAAAGCUCUGGAAGUAGGUAUAGAGCUGAUGGAAUAGUCCUAGUCCUGCUAAAAUACACACACACACACACACACACACAUAUAUAUAUAUAUAUAUAUAUAUAUAUAUAUAUAUAUAUAUAUAUAUAUAUAUAUAUAUAGCCUCUGUUUCAUUCCUUGGUUAGACGGAGUCGUAAGAUGGGUACACUUUUUGAUGGUGGUCGUAACCACCUUAUAUAUAACUUGCUAUGCUAGUGCUAGAGUAGGUUUCGUUGUACGUGAAUGAUCGUUGAGCUGAUUGGGCUCAAAUGAGCGCUGUAUCUGUAUGUAUGUAGACUAGAAGGGAAGAAAUAUGAGGCAUGCAUGGAUGAAUGAAUGGAGUGAGUUAGUCACUA
This is a messenger RNA of Sorghum bicolor (sorghum), 3137 nucleotides long. RefSeq names its product transcriptional corepressor LEUNIG_HOMOLOG-like. The record is from RefSeq and is a predicted model, not a curated record. NCBI's taxonomy places the organism in Eukaryota, Viridiplantae, Streptophyta, Magnoliopsida, Poales, Poaceae. The transcript is spliced from 16 exons. The coding region runs from base 474 to 2780 and encodes 768 amino acids. Gene Ontology annotation, molecular function: transcription corepressor activity; protein binding.